Messenger RNA from Trametes versicolor FP-101664 SS1, 1158 nucleotides. Its product is annotated as Aldo/keto reductase. The record is from RefSeq and is a predicted model, not a curated record. The transcript has 5 exons. Lineage: Eukaryota; Fungi; Basidiomycota; Agaricomycetes; Polyporales; Polyporaceae. Bases 1 to 1158 code for a protein of 385 amino acids.
AUGGCUCUCUACGGCGCACCCCCAGAACCUGCCACCCUCCUGGGCCACUACCGCAAGCUCGCGCCACGCGCCGCAAUCCACGUCUCCCCACUCUGCCUUGGAGGCAUGAGCAUCGGCGACGGGUGGUCGAACCACGGGAUGGGCUCCAUGGACAAGGCGUCCUCGUUCCGCCUACUCGACGCCUACUUCGACGCCGGCGGGAACUUCAUAGACACCGCGAACAUGUACCAGGACGGCUCGUCUGAGAAGUUCAUCGGGGAGUGGCAGGAGCAGCGGGGCAUCCGCGACCAGCUCAUCAUUGCCACGAAGUACACAAAUAACCCAUUUCGAGGGGUAGACGCGAUCGCGCAGAAAGUUAACUACGUCGGCAACAACAUUAAAUCGCUCAAGCUCUCCGUGGACGAGAGCCUCAAGCGGCUCCGCACGGACUACAUCGACAUCCUCUACGUCCACUUCUGGGACCAAGAGACCGACGUCGAAGAGCUCAUGGACGGCCUCCACACCCUCGUCCUCUCUGGCAAAGUCCUCUACAUUGGCGUCUCGGACUUUCCCGCCUGGCUCGUCGUCAAAGCGAACGCCUACGCACGCUUCCACAACCGCACGCCCUUCGCGAUCUUCCAAGCCGCCUACUCCGUGCUCGCGCGCGACAUCGAGCGCGAGAUCCUGCCCAUGUGCCGCCACGAGGGCCUCGCGCUCGCCGUCUUCGGCGUGCUCGCGUCCGGGCACAUCCGCACGGACGCGGAGGAGGCGCGCCGCGCCGCCUCUGGGGUCGGCGGGCGCACGAUCAUGGGCGCCGCGUGGGAGCGCACGCCCGAGGAGCGCGCGGUGUGCGCGGUGCUCGAGCGCGUCGCAAGGGAGGUGGGGGCGGGCGAGAAUAUCGGCGCGGUCGCGAUCGCGUAUGUGAUGCACAAGGCGCCGUUCGUGUUCCCCAUUGUGGGCGGGCGCAAGGUCGAGCAUCUGUUGCAGAACGUGGACGCACUCAAGGUCAGCCUGACGGAGGAGCAUAUCAAGGCGAUCGAGGCUGCAAAGCCGUUCGAUAUGGGGUUCCCCGCAGGGAUCAUUGGCAACUACGGCAGUAUACCCUUCUUGAUAUCUUCGCAGGCGAAGAUUGAGCCUCCGAAUCUCCUUCAGGCGAUCUCGCCUUCGAGAACUGCGUAG